AUGGUGAAGAGAAGGCAAGCAGGCACCAUGGGCACCUCUGUCUUCUCAUGUCUCUUUGUUAUCCUCCUAGCUGGGAGCUCCCCAGCAGGCUGUGCUGAAGAUAACAGCUCUACAUCCCACAGCACGGAAGGAGGUACAGAGAAACCUGUCCUAUUGAAUGACGUCGCAGAUGUGGAAGCCUUCAUCAGUGGUGCGGAGGUGGCAGUUGUUGGGUUCUUCCAGGAGCCGGAGAGCCCCGAGGUGUCGCAGCUCCGCCUGGCGGCCGCGCGGAUACCAGAGGUGCCCUUCGCGCUCAGCAGCAGCUCCGCGGUGCGGGAGCACUACGGCGUGGCGGCGGCCACCGUCACGCUGUUCCGCAGGGCAGACAAAGAAAGGAUAGAUAUGGACAUGGACAAAGAAGAAAUCGAUGCCGAUAAGAUGACUCGUUUCAUUCGAAUGAAUGAGCUCCGCCUGGUGACAGAGUACAACCCUACGACAGCAGUAGGUGUGCUGCACAGUUCUCUCCAGCUCCACCUCCUCCUGUUCACAGACAAGAAGUCCCCAGAGCACCCUGAGCAAAUGCGCAGAUAUCGUGAAGCAGCGGAGCUCUUUGAGGAUAAGAUUCUCUUUGUCCUGGUAGACAUUAACUUGAAAAGCAAUGAGCAAGUGAUGGCAUACUUCAAACUGAAGAAGUCCCAGCUGCCAGCUCUGGCUAUAUUCCACACACCAGAUGAGAAACACGAUGUGUUGCCUCUGGAUGAAGUCUCCAUUGAACGUGUGAAGGACUUCUGUAACGCUUUCUUACAAAAAAAGCAAAAGGUAAGAGAGCAUUUCUGA
Centrocercus urophasianus (Greater sage-grouse) is the source of this 816-nucleotide messenger RNA. RefSeq names its product endoplasmic reticulum protein 27 (gene ERP27). The record is from RefSeq and is a predicted model, not a curated record. The transcript is spliced from 6 exons. Gene Ontology annotation, cellular component: endoplasmic reticulum. Bases 1 to 816 code for a protein of 271 amino acids. Lineage: Eukaryota; Metazoa; Chordata; Aves; Galliformes; Phasianidae. Gene Ontology annotation, biological process: response to endoplasmic reticulum stress; protein folding.